AUGGCUGUAUCAGAACAUACGGUCGCGGAGAUGCCUGCUGAGAUUAUUCAGAUGUCCCAUAUCAACGCCGAGUCCCAUGGAAGGGCAUUAGUAGACCCUAACUCCAACGUAUUACAACUCGUCGGGAACUGGCUCAGUGACUAUGGGCCUGGCAAAUGGAUCCUUAUCAUAGAUAAUGUAGAUGACGAUUGGCUCCUGCGUAGGCCUUUAGUAACCAGCCAGAGCAAUGCCUCGAUACGGCCACCGCUAGAAUAUAUCCCACGAAAUUCGAAAGGCUCGGUCAUCAUUACGAGUCGCGACAAAAGACUCGCGCUACGAAUGGCUCAUCAUAAGAAUAUCAUUGAAGUAUAA
Penicillium riverlandense is the source of this 351-nucleotide messenger RNA. RefSeq lists its product as uncharacterized. The record is from RefSeq and is a predicted model, not a curated record. The transcript is spliced from 2 exons. Bases 1 to 351 code for a protein of 116 amino acids. Lineage: Eukaryota; Fungi; Ascomycota; Eurotiomycetes; Eurotiales; Aspergillaceae.